Messenger RNA from Echinostoma caproni, 372 nucleotides. The record is from the annotation of a GenBank genome assembly. NCBI's taxonomy places the organism in Eukaryota, Metazoa, Platyhelminthes, Trematoda, Plagiorchiida, Echinostomatidae.
AUGCGCCGAAAUUGUACAAAGGUAAUCGAUCAUGUGAAGAAACAAGAAUGCUCAGUUUAUACAAAAUCACCACAAAUACACUACGUGAACAACGUCAGCAUCAGGUUCAUCACCUUCCUUUCCAAUCGACUGACCAAAGUGCACCAAUGGCGAUUCGUCAAAUCUGCGGACAACCCAGCCGACUACUGCUCCCGGGACUUGAAAUCAUUUAAAAAAUUACCCGAUGAGCUCCACGAUCCGACAUUUCUGACGGCCGCGUCAAACGACGGGAGUAAAGUGCUUGCACCUCCUGUACUCGUUGAGUUGGUUAAAACCAAAAGAGUGGCAAUGGCGGCGGAAGACGACGCCACCUCCUCCUGUCGAGGAAACUAG